Messenger RNA from Oikopleura dioica, 777 nucleotides. The record is from the annotation of a GenBank genome assembly. Lineage: Eukaryota; Metazoa; Chordata; Appendicularia; Copelata; Oikopleuridae.
AUGGCAAUUGAAGGUGAGGAUCUUUCAAAAACGGCACUUCAUGUCAAGAAAGCACUUGUAAGAGCCAAGCAAAAAUAUGGACAACCGUUUAUUGCAGCAAUCGCUGUUAUUAUUCAUGAGGUAUCUCCUGGCAUGGCGAAAUACUUGAGAGAAGCAGAGAGAGUCGGAUGGAAAGACGUUCCCGUCGAUUUUGGAGACCUUGUUCAAAAGCUUCAGGAGAAGUAUAUGCAAACAAUAAGAAAAAGAUCGAAAAUGAACGACUUUAUGAAAGUCAAAUUGCAGGAAAAAUAUGAGACGGCAAAAUCCGAGUUGAAUCCUAAAAAGACAAAAAAGGAACUCGAGGAAAUUCUGACUGCCGACGACGUGGAUUUCGUCGGAAAUUAUAUUGAAGGAGUUCUCGGUCAAAAGGAAAGUGGAAGUCAAGAUAUUUCAAAAUCCGCACUUGCUGUUACGAAAUCCCUUCAUAGAGCGAAAGCAAAAUUUGGGAAUGAGUUUACUGAAACCAUCGCGGCGAUUCUUCACGCAAUAUCUCCUGCUACUGCGAAAUACUUGAGACAAGCAGAAGGAAACAAAUGGCGGGACGUAACGCGCCCUCAGUUCGAUUUUGAUAAUUACGAUCAAAACAAUCAAAACUACGAAAAAGCAGUUACAGAAAUGCAAGAACCUGUCAAAGCUAAACUGCAAGAAAAAUACGCGCACGCAUCAAGAGUGAUUGAUGAGGCUGUGGAUGAAACUGGUGACUUUCAAGUCUUCUAUGAAAAGCUAGUCUUCAUUUAA